Molecule: messenger RNA, 1677 nt
Organism: Striga asiatica
Lineage: Eukaryota; Viridiplantae; Streptophyta; Magnoliopsida; Lamiales; Orobanchaceae
Source: the annotation of a GenBank genome assembly
AUAUAUAUAUAUAUAUAUAUAUCCCUAUCUAAAUAUAAAUAUUAAGCAUAACAUAACCCUUUCUCCAUUUCAAUUUUCCUUUAUUCCGGCGAACAAAAAAUGGCGGCGUGUGGCGGCGUAACCCAUUACCUCUCCCUGAGGACCAAGAAAACCAACCUCUACUACAUGGCCGCCACCACCAUCCUCUGCUCCGUCUUUUACCUCGUCGGAAUCUGGCAUCACGGCGGCGGAGCCGCCGGCGCCUCCCCUGCCUCCCUCCUCCCCACCCUCCCCUGCGGCGGCGCAUCCGAAUCCCUCCCGCCGGCGCUCGAAUUCGCCCCGCGCCACGCUGCUGAGGACCUCGUCCCGCUUACACCGGCGGCGCGUGAGGCGCGUUUCCCGCCGUGCGAUCCGAAAUUCUCGGAGCACACGCCGUGCCAGGACACGGCGCGCUCGCUGAGGUUCGAUCGGGAGAUGCUGGCGUACCGGGAGCGGCACUGCCCGGCGGAGGAGGAGCGGCUGAGGUGCCGAAUUCCGGCGCCGCAUGGCUACACGUCGCCGUUCAGGUGGCCGGAGAGCAGGGACUCGGCGUGGUACGCGAACGUGCCGCACAAGCACCUGACGGUGGAGAAGGCGGGUCAGAACUGGGUCCGGUUCGAGGGGGACCGGUUCAGGUUCCCCGGCGGCGGGACCAUGUUCCCGCGCGGCGCCGACGCGUACAUAGAUGACAUCGGGAAGCUGAUCGACCUCGCCGGCGGCGAGAUCAGGACCGCCAUCGACACCGGCUGCGGGGUUGCAAGCUGGGGAGCUUACUUGCUCUCUCGAAACAUAUUGCCAAUGUCUUUUGCGCCAAAAGACACGCACGAAGCCCAAGUCCAGUUUGCGCUCGAACGAGGCGUGCCAGCCUUGAUCGGCAUAAUGGCGACCCAAAGGCUACCCUAUCCUUCACGGGCCUUCGACAUGGCCCAUUGCUCCCGUUGCCUUAUUCCUUGGGCCCAAUAUGAUGGGCUUUACCUGAUUGAGGUUGACCGGGUCUUACGGCCCGGCGGAUAUUGGAUCCUAUCCGGCCCGCCCGUUAACUGGGAGACUCACUGGAAAGGCUGGAACAGGACGCGCGCUGACCUGGACGCGGAGCAGAAGUCGAUCGAGAGUGUUGCGAGGAGCCUCUGCUGGAAAAAGAUUGUGCAGAAAAACGACCUUGCAAUAUGGCAAAAGGCUACUAAUCACGUGCAUUGUAAAUUGAAUCGAAAGGUUUUCAAAAAGCCUCCCUUCUGCCAGCUGGGCCAGGACCCGGACCAAGCCUGGUAUACUAAAAUGGAAGCAUGCCUAACCCGAAUGCCAGAGGUAUCGAAAGUGAGAGAAUUAUCGGGCGGUGAGUUAUGCAAAUGGCCCGAGAGGCUGACAGCUGUCCCGCCUCGGGUGCUUAGCGGGAGCGUGAAUGGGGUCACGCCCGAGAGUUUUGUGAAAGACACGGAGCUAUGGAGAAAACGGGUUUCGCAUUACAAGGGUAUAGACAGACAGCUGGCGGAGGAAGGACGGUAUCGUAAUUUGCUCGACAUGAAUGCCGGUUUGGGUGGUUUUGCGGCGGCAUUGGUCGACGAUCCUGUCUGGGUCAUGAAUGUGGUCCCUGUUGAGGCUACGGUUAACACGCUUGGCGUUAUUUACGAACGUGGGUUAAUCGGGACUUACCAGAACUGG